Protopterus annectens (West African lungfish) is the source of this 2901-nucleotide messenger RNA. It is a transcript of the gene FXR1, whose product is annotated as FMR1 autosomal homolog 1. Gene Ontology annotation, molecular function: translation regulator activity; protein homodimerization activity; mRNA 3'-UTR binding. The record is from RefSeq and is a predicted model, not a curated record. Gene Ontology annotation, biological process: positive regulation of protein phosphorylation; regulation of alternative mRNA splicing, via spliceosome; regulation of modification of synaptic structure. The coding region runs from base 34 to 2094 and encodes 686 amino acids. Lineage: Eukaryota; Metazoa; Chordata; Ceratodontiformes; Protopteridae. The transcript has 17 exons. Gene Ontology annotation, cellular component: dendritic filopodium; nucleus; dendritic spine.
AGAUUUCUACCCAGCGGCCAGUGCGCUUCCAACAUGGAGGAACUGACAGUGGAAGUCCGUGGUUCCAACGGAGCCUUUUACAAGGGGUUUGUGAAAGAUGUUCACGAGGAUUCACUCACAGUUGUUUUUGAAAACAACUGGCAGCCGGAACGUCAAGUCCCUUUUAAUGAAGCACGAUUGCCACCCUCUGCAGACAUGAAGAAGGAUAUCACUGAAGGAGAUGAAGUAGAGGUUUACUCCAGAGCAAAUGAACAGGAACCGUGCGGAUGGUGGCUUGCCAAAAUUCGAAUGAUGAAAGGAGAAUUUUAUGUCAUUGAGUAUGCUGCCUGUGAUGCCACCUACAAUGAAAUAGUCACAUAUGAAAGACUUCGACCUGUGAAUCUAAACAGGCCUGUUACAAAAAGUAGCUUUUUCAAAUGUACAGUUCCAGUUCCUGAGGAUUUGCGGGAUGCAUGUACAUCAGAAAGUAUACAUAAAGACUUUAAGAAGGCUGUUGGAGCUUGUCGGAUUUUUUAUUGUUCUGAAACAAAUCAACUUAUUAUAUUGUCAACCUGUGAAGCUACACAGAAGAGGGUGACGAUGCUCAGCGACAUGCAUUUGCGUGGUAUUCGAACAAAGCUUAUGUUAAUGUCGAGAAAUGAAGAGGCUACAAAACAGUUGGAAAACACCAAGCAGCUUGCAGCAGCAUUUCAUGAAGAAUUUAAUGUUCGGGAAGAUCUGAUGGGCUUGGCAAUAGGAACACAUGGCAGUAAUAUCCAGCUGGCUAGGAAAGUUGCUGGAGUUACAGCAAUAGAGCUGGAGGAGGAUACUGGUACUUUCAGAAUCUAUGGGGAGAGUGCUGAAGCUGUAAAAAAGGCAAGGAGUUACUUGGAGUUUAUUGAAGAAUCUAUUCCGGUUCCUAGAAGUUUAGUAGGAAAGGUUAUUGGUAAAAAUGGGAAAGUUAUUCAAGAAAUUGUGGAUAAAUCGGGAGUUGUCAGGGUGCGAAUUGAAGGAGAAAAUGACAACAAACUGCCAAAAGAUGAGGAAAUGGUGCCUUUCAUAUUUGUUGGUACCAUGGAAAAUAUCGGAAAUGCUCAAGUACUUUUGGAGUACCACAUUGCGUACCUUAAGGAGGUUGAACAGCUAAGGAUGGAGAGACUGCAGAUUGAUGAGCAGCUCCGUCAGAUUGGAGUUGGAUUUAGACCUGCUACCAGUAGAAAUCCUGCAGCUACAGAAAAGGAUAAAGGCUAUACAACUGAUGAAAGCACUGCUUCCUCUGUUCAUGGCUCACGUUCAUAUAGUGGCAGAGGUCGUGGGCGUAGGGGUCCUAAUUACACAUCUGGUUAUGGAACAAACUCUGAGUUGUCUAAUGCAUCAGAAACGGAAUCAGAGAAAAAAGAUGAGUUAAGUGACUGGUCACUUGCAGGAGAUGAUGACCAAGAAUCUAAGGAAACUAGACCAUACCGUGAUAACAGAAGACGACCAGGUGGAGGAAGAGACCGAAGUGGACAUGGUGGUCGUGGCCGUGGCCGUGGUGGAUCUCAUGGAGGGAACUCUUCUAUUAGCUCAGUACUGAAAGAUCCUGACAGCAACCCUUAUAGCUUGCUGGACAACACUGAAACAGAUCAGACAGCAGAUACAGAUGGAAGUGAAUCUCAUCACAAUACCAGUCGCCGACGACGAUCUCGCAGACGAAGAACUGAUGAAGAUGCUACCCUAAUUGAUGGAAUGACAGAAUCUGAUUCUGCUUCAGUGACAGAAAAUGGGUUAGACACUAGCCAAAGAAAGCCUCAGCGACGCAAUCGUAGUCGCAGGCGUCGCUUCCAUAAUAAGAUGGAAGAUAGACAGCCAGUUACCGUUGCUGAUUAUAUUUCUCGAGCUGAAUCUCAAAGUAGGCAGAGGAGUCUCCCGCGAGAAAAUUUGUCCAGAAGCAAAAGAAAUGUGCCUCAAGAUGUGAUUGAAGAGUACAGCACUUCUGGAUCUGUCAUGAAUGGUCCUCCCAGUGGUUCUGGUGAGGGAACUGCUGAACCCCAGGAUGCUUCAAAUGAUGUAACUGAGAAGAUCUCGGAAGAAGGAAGCCAGGAAAACACAACCGUACCGAAUGGUGUAUCAUAAACUGAGUUCCACAUGUCAGUAACCUUUGCAUUACAUUUCACAAACUGUUUGUCCAAACUUGCCAAAGAUAGAAAAAAAAGUGGACUGCCAGAUUUUACAAUGCACUUUUUCAGUUCCUCCAUCGUGGAAUCCAGAAAUGAAGGUGAUCAAGUAGAAAAGAUUACUUUCAAGUAACUUCAGUGUGCUAUUAACAUGAUCCGGUGUUGUGCCUUCAGAUGGUAGAUGCAACGAUAUUAAAAUCUGCUGACUGUAGAAUGUGUUUGUUUUAAACUGUACAGAAGAAAGGGAGAUCCUUAAUGUCUUGUUCUAAAAGCAUUAGCUGCUUUUAAUGAUAAUAAUAUGCAACCACUUCACCUAAGGAAAGUAGAAAGAAAUGCAGUCGAAAAUAUUUUGCACUGAAUUGUAUUUUUCCAUUAGGUUUGUAUGGAAACUGAUCUGUUUCAACACAUUGCUGUUUUUUUUGUAAAAUACCGUAUGUAAAGGAAAAUAAUGCAGAGCACUGGAAGAUACUCAUUGUUCACAUAAUCUGCAGGGACAUUUUGAAUGGCCAUGACUGUUCUGCAAAUAAGCUUUGUUUGGUUUAUUUAUUAUAAUUUGUAUUUAAAAAUCAAACAUGGCUUGGCUUCCAACACUAAACUGGACAUAACAUCUGCUAAAGCAUAAUAAAAACUACUGAAAAGAUCAAUUCCAGAAGAUCACUCUGUAUAGUCUGUUAGAAUCCUUGUUAGAAUGUUUUUUCAUUACAUUGUUGUUUUGAUGUGCAAUAUGUUUUUGUAUGCAGGUAGUUAAAUAAACGUUGAUCUUCCA